Salvelinus fontinalis (brook trout) is the source of this 2975-nucleotide messenger RNA. Its product is annotated as choline transporter-like protein 4. The transcript has 22 exons. NCBI's taxonomy places the organism in Eukaryota, Metazoa, Chordata, Actinopteri, Salmoniformes, Salmonidae. Bases 220 to 2403 code for a protein of 727 amino acids. Gene Ontology annotation, cellular component: plasma membrane. Gene Ontology annotation, biological process: thiamine pyrophosphate transmembrane transport; choline transport. The record is from RefSeq and is a predicted model, not a curated record. Gene Ontology annotation, molecular function: thiamine pyrophosphate transmembrane transporter activity.
AGGUGCGUUCGUGAUGUCACAACCCUAGUUACUGGAGCUCGAGGGAGAAAGAUUUAUUCAACGCAAGUUUGCUUUUUAUGCGCAUUAAGUAUAGGUAAAGCCUCUCUAAAACGUUGUUUUAUACUUGUGUUUUUAUUAUUUAACUUCGACUUGAUUUACUUGGCCAUUUAGACGUUUUACACGAUUAUAAACUAGUAGAGGUGGAGGGAAGGAUAGAAAAUGGGUAAAAACCUAAAGGAAGAGAACUCGGAGUCGUCAGAAUAUGGGGAACCUGCUCAGUAUGACCCCACCUUCAAUGGACCCAUUCAGAAAAGAGGUUGCACUGACAUCAUCUGCUGUGUUCUCUUCAUUGUCGUCAUCCUUGGCUACAUGGCGGUGGGGAUUUUGGCCUGGCUUUAUGGUGAUCCCCGACAUGUCCUCUACCCACGGAACUCUACCGGAAUGUUCUGUGGCAUCGGGCUCAAUAAAGCUCAACCCAGUGUGUUCUACUUUGACAUACUGAAAUGUGUCACAUCAAUCAACAUCAUGGCCGCCACCCUUAAUGGGUUACAGUGCCCCACCACACAGGUGUGUGUGGAAAAGUGCCCAGAUGUGUUCUGGGCUCUCAAUCCUAUUGCCUACUUACCGAAUGCCAAGCCACAAGACUACUUCAACCAAUCACUCUGCGUGUCAUCCUUUGAUCUAGCAAGAACUACACUGAAAGUUAAGGAAAUUGUGGAUCAAGAGCUGUGUCCGUUCUUCUACACUCCUACAAUCUCUGUGCUGGGAAGAUGCGUACCUGAUGUUACAGCUCUGAAAAAUAUUCCUAAUGACUUUGCCAAUACGUCGGGCUUGCCAUCAAGCAUCAAUGAUACAGUCAAUGGCAUCGGGAAUGCAAAAGGUGACAUGGUAAACAGCUUCAAAGCCAAGGAGAUUGGAGUGAGAAUCUUUGAGGACUUUGCGUCAUCAUGGCAGUGGAUCAUCGCUGCACUGGUCAUAGCCAUGGUGGUCAGUUUUCUGUUCCUCCUUCUGUUGCGGUUUAUCGCCCCUGUUAUGGUCUGGGUUCUUAUAUUUGGAGUGUUGGCAGUAGGUGCCUAUGGCAUAUAUCACUGCUGGUGGGAGUAUGACAACUACAGAAAGUCGACUGUCUCCAUCACUGACAUAGGCUUCACCACCGACUUCAAGGUCUACUUUCAGGUCAAGGAGACCUGGCUGGCCUUCUUGAUAAUCCUGUCUGUGGUAGAGGGCAUUCUUCUCCUGACCUUGAUCUUUUUGCGAACCAGAAUCCUCAUCGCAAUUGCUCUCAUCCAGGAGUCCAGCAAGGCUGUCAGUCACAUAAUGUCUACGCUGUUCUAUCCUCUCAUCACCUUUGUUCUCCUGGUGGUGUGUGUGGCCUAUUGUGGCAUCACUGCUCUGUAUCUGGCCACUUCAGGUACUCCAGUGUACAAAGUGGUGGCUCUCAACUCUACUCAGGAUAACUGUGGCCAAAUCAGCGGCAAUGAGACCUGUGACCCACAGACAUUCUACAACUCUACAGACUACUCGUGGUGCCGAUCGGCGCGCUGCAUCUUCAUCAAGUACAACAACGAGGGCCUGCUGCAGAGGAACCUGUUCUACCUGCAGAUCUACAACGUGGUGGCCUUCCUGUGGUGCAUCAACUUUGUCAUCGCCAUGGGCCAGUGCAGCCUGGCUGGGGCCUUCGCCUCCUACUACUGGGCCUUAAACAAGCCCUCGGACAUCCCCACCUUCCCCCUUUCCCAGGCCUUCAUCCGCACAAUACGGUACCAUGUUGGCUCCCUGGCAUUUGGUGCUCUGAUCCUCACCCUCAUCCAGAUAAUCCGGAUCAUCCUGGAGUACCUGGACCACAAGACCGGAGCGGCUCAAAACCCCUGUUCUCGGUUCCUCAUGUGCUGUCUGAAGUGUUGCUUCUGGUGUCUGGAGAAGUUCAUCAAGUUCCUCAAUAGAAACGCCUACAUCAUGAUUGCCGUAUAUGGAAAAAACUUCUGUGUCUCCGCUAAAAACGCAUUCAUGCUUCUAAUGAGGAACAUUGUCAGGGUGGUGGUGCUAGAUAAAGUGACGGACCUGCUGCUGUUCUUUGGGAAGAUGCUAGUGGUGGGAGGAGUAGGUGUCCUGGCCUUCUUUUUCUUCUCUGGCAGAAUAAGACUACCAGGCAGCAAUUUCCGUACUGAAAUGCUCAACUAUUACUGGAUGCCCAUUAUUGGGGUUGUGGUGGGAGCAUACCUCAUUGCUCAUGGAUUCUUCAGUGUGUACAGCAUGUGUGUGGACACACUUUUCCUCUGCUUCUUGGAGGACUUGGAGCGACAUGACGGAACGAUGCAGAAGCCAUAUUACAUGUCCAAGAACCUGAUGAAAAUCCUCAAUAAAAAGAACAGGGGACCUAAAAAUGGCAAAGGAAAGGAUUGAUGAAAUAGUGCCUUUAGACAAAUUAGAGCCACAGUUACUUUCAAUAUCCUAGAAACAUAACAACAUCUGAGAAAUGUGACCUUUUUUCUUUCAGCCUUAUCACUCCUUCUGUUUUCCCCCUUCUGACAUGUCAAAGUUGACCCAUAAUGGAUCACUUUUUUGCAUUUUCAACUUGAGAUUACAUGUAUGUGUCCACGCUUAUGAGUGUGAUUAGAUAUUUUCUUAAAUUCCAGCUACUACUCCUAACUUACCAAAACUCUAACCAAAACCAAAUGUUUAUUCUCUCCCAGUGCUUAUUUGUUUUCAGAAAAUAUACCUUUUUCUCAAGUGAGCAAAUUAUUUAUUAGAUAUAGAAAUCGUCGCCAUAACUGUUUUAAAUACUUUUUAUGAUCCUCAGUACUCUGUAUAUUGUUUCAGUUUAAGGUCUCUGUUAGUUUAUUUGUUAAAGUAACACUCAGUUUUAUGAUUCUAUAUUUUUUUUAGAUGUUAUGUAAUAUUGUAGAUAUUUUUUUAACAUUUUAUUGUAAUUAUGAUUAUAUCUAACACUUUAUUAAAAUGUUUUCCCAUGCUGA